Polypterus senegalus (gray bichir) is the source of this 7437-nucleotide messenger RNA. RefSeq names its product NACHT, LRR and PYD domains-containing protein 3-like. The record is from RefSeq and is a predicted model, not a curated record. The transcript has 14 exons. Gene Ontology annotation, molecular function: protein binding. NCBI's taxonomy places the organism in Eukaryota, Metazoa, Chordata, Cladistia, Polypteriformes, Polypteridae. Bases 189 to 3530 code for a protein of 1113 amino acids.
AACAAAGACAGAAGCAUUUAAUGAAGUAAUGAACAUGGAAAUACUUUGGCAUGCACCCUCCAUUUCAAAAGCACUGUGAUAAUGGUAACAGUAGGCUGCCUUUCCUGUGGCGUUUAUUAACUGCCAAAAAUUCACAACAGUAGGAGGAGGAAAGCAGCUUUUUUGGUACUAAAGCCAGAUAAUUCAAGAUGGAAUUAGGAGAACACAGAAUGAGAAGCCUGACUGCUCCAGUUCAGGUCUCAGCCAAUGCGGAAUCUGCAUCCAACCAAGUCCUCCCAGUAAUUGUGGGAUCUGGCAACACCAUCCAAAUCCCAGUCACCAUUAAUGUAUCCCAGACGGAUGUGACUUUACAAAGAGAGGAAUCCAUUUACCAGCUGAAGUCUCUUCAUCAAAAAAUGCUACUGAAAUCAUGUUCUCAUUUACAUGACUAUGGAUCUCACCCUGAGGCUAUUAAGCCUUCUACCAGUACCCACUUUACAGAACCAUGGAUGACAAAAGGAGAAAUGGGGCCAGCUGUACAUGAACAUGAUAUGAUAGAGGCAGAGUCAGCAGCUCGACAAUGGGAUGAGGUGUAUAAAUGUAAGACAGUUCAGCUGACAAGCAUUUUCCAGACUUUUCCUCAGGAGAGCUAUGCUCCACGGGUAAUUGUUACCAAAGGCAUUGCAGGAAUUGGGAAAACUGCAUGCAUCCAGUGGUUACUUUACAACUGGGCCACAGGCAACUGCUUAUCCCAGUAUGACUUUGUAUUUCCUCUUCCCUUCCGGGAGCUCAGCUUGUUACCAGAUGGUCAGAAAUAUACCUUGAUAGAUCUGCUUAACCACUAUUACCCCCACCUGAAUUUUGAAAAGCUUUUAUCUUCUUCACCCAAACUUCUCUUAAUUUUUGAUGGGCUAGAUGAAUGUCAGCUGAUGUUGAAUUUCUCAUCUUGCUCCGAAUGCAGAUCAGUUUCAGAACCAAUAACACCCACUAGUCACAUUAUCAAUCUUGUUCGAGGAAAUCUCCUGCCAACUGCUUCCGUAUGGAUAACCAGUAGGCCAGUGGCUGUAAACUGUAUUCCGCUGUCUCAUGUGGAUAUUGUCACUGAAAUCCAGGGGUUUCUAGACUGUCACAAAGAAACGUAUUUCUGUAAAAGACUUGGGAAAAAUGGGCUUCAAGUUAUUUCCCAUCUGAAAAAAUAUACAGUACUUUAUGCCAUGUGUUAUAUUCCUGCUUUCUGCUGGCUUCUGGCCACCAUUUAUGAGCGUUCACCAUUGCUUAUGCAAGAAAAAUAUAUGCCUCAAAGCCUAACUGAAAUUUACACAAACUUUCUCUUAGUUGCUGUGGCCUACCAGCAUCAUCGUAGUAAUGGAAAAAGACGUUCAAUGAAUGAUGCAAAUGCUUUGUUACGAGUCAACAAGGGAGUCAUCACAAAUCUGGCCAGGAUGGCAUACUAUGGGUUGAAGUCUCAAAAGUUGGUAUUUUUUGAACAGGACUUGAAAAACUACCACUUAAACAUCCCAGAAAUUUAUGAAGGACUGAUCAGGGAGUUCGUAGUUGAAGACUAUGGCCCUUUCUGUAAAAAAGCCUAUGCAUUUGUUCACUUGACUAUUCAAGAAUAUUUGGCUGCCUUAUUUGUCAUUAUCUCUUGUUCUAGUCCCAAGCAGGCUAUUACAUUGGUUCUCCAGCCAAAUUAUUGUUUCGGUAAUUCUAAUUCCCCAAGUUUAUUUGUAGCUUUUAAAGAGUUCUGUCAAGAGGCAAUCAAAAGUCCUAAUGGCCAUCUUGAUUUUUUCCUUCGCUUUCUCUGUGGCCUUGGAAGAGAAAUCAAUUAUGAUUUGGUUCAAGGGCUUAUAGAAACCCCAGAAGACAACUCUGAAGUUGCUUAUUUGAUGGCAGACUACAUUGGAAAACUCCUGAAGAAAAAUGUGUCUCCUGAGCGAUGUCUAAAUCUGCUGCAUUGUCUGAGUGAACUGAAGGCUAACUCUCUAGCAGAAGAGAUCAAGAAUUCCAUGGGCACUGGUGCUUUGUCCUUUGGCACACUAUCCUUGGCUGAGUAUUCGGCUCUUGCUUUUGUUCUACAGACAUCCGGAGGUAGUCUGGAUAAGUUUGUACUUAAUCAAUACAUCUCUGCACCUGAUGGUGUUAAAAGACUUUCUCCAGUUGCUAAGCUUCACAGAAAAUUAUGCAGGUUUGAAAAAAGCAUCCUAAAUGAAGAAACGGGCAAUUGUGUGAAGUAUAUUCUGAGCUCUUACAAAAGUCAAGUUAAAGAAAUAAGGUUCAGAAUCCUGAACGUGAAAGACUCAGGGUGGAUGAAGUUGUGUGAAGCACUGGCAAGUCCUCACUGUAAAGUGGAAACUGUCAUGGAUGGCACCAGUUUUUACAACACAUUGUCCCUGUCACUGCACUGGGUAAUAAGGAUCCACAAAAAGAGCACAGGGAUAAGGAACUGUCGUCUUAAGGCUCAUCACUAUGAAGAACUUGGCAAGAUCCUUGUUCAAAACCAUCAUAUAACAGAACUGGAUUUGUGUUACAACGACGGAGGUGAUGAAGGAGUAAAACUGUUGUCCAUUGGGCUGCUUGGUAACAGUUGUAACAUCAGAACAUUGAGGUUCAACAGAAAUAGUCUUACUGAUCAGUGCUGUCAAGAUCUUGCAGUAAUUGUUUACAGCAGUCAGUCAUUGGCAGAGUUAUAUCUUCAUGGUAACAAACUGGGAGAUUCUGGGAUAAAACUGCUCUGCACUGGACUACGAAAUGACAAAUGCCAAUUAGAAAAACUUAGUCUCUUCCAAUGUGGACUGACCUCCAACUGUUGUGCUGACCUUGCUGAAACCUUGUACACAAUGCGCAAUCUAAGGAAGCUGGCACUUCGUGGGAAUAAACUGCAAAAUAAUGGAGUAAGGCAACUGUGUGGUCCACUCCAGAGACCGGACUGCACCAUACAGCACCUGGAACUAGAAGGCUGUGGGCUGUUCUAUGAAUGCUGUGAAGAUCUUGCUACUGUCUUGGAAAUGAGCAAAUCCUUGAAAAAUCUGAGCUUGGACUGGAAUGAACUGGGCGAUACUGGGGGAAGGCUUCUGUGUCGAGGGCUGUUGUCACCCACUUGCAUAUUACAAAGUCUAGAGUUGGAAGGUUGUGGACUAACUGAAGAGUGCUGCCAUGAUUUAGCAUUGGCCCUGUCAUCGAACAAAUCACUUCUGUCACUAAACCUGAGUGAGAAUGAACUGGAAGACAACGGAGUGGCACUUCUGUGUGCUGGCCUAAAACAUCCAAACUGCCAAUUGCAGCGUCUGAUAUUACAGAAUAAUGGUCUGACAGGAAGCUGCUGUAAAGAUCUGAAGGAAUCACUCAGUGAUCACUCCCAUCUGACCUUGCUGGACCUGUCUAAAAAUUACUUAAAUGACCUCUCCAUUGCUGACCUACAGGAGGCUGCUGCAAGAUGUCCACAUCAUUGCACAAUAGAGCUACGAUGGAAUAAAUUCAGUUCUCAGGGGAGCAUCAAAUUAAAAGCAAUGGAAAAUCAGUGUGACGGCUUGAAAGUAAUACUGAACACAUAACCCUUUAUCAUUUGGCGUGUGUAAUACUGCAUUUCCAAACUAAGCAAAGUGGUUUGGGAUGGAGUUGCCAUGAAAUGCACCAAAGAAUUCAAGGAUCCAUUGAUUUAACAGAAACACGUUAAAGAGACUGAAACCCAGCAAGAGACUGGCAUCCUAUCCAGGUUACUCUCUGCAUGGUGCACAGUGAUGACAGGAUUGGCUUCAGCUACUUUCAAUAAAAAUGUUUGUUCAAAAACCUUAUGAACAAACAUGACAUAUUAGCAACUUAAAAUAUGUCUCACUAUCAAACAAGAUCCAGAAAAUGAUUUUUUUCAGUGUUAUGAAUAUAGAAAUUUCUCAUUGAGGUAGGAUUUGUAUGUGCUGUGUGUGCUUUCUGGUCUCUACUUCAGGCUGCUGCUGCAUCAAGCUGUUUUUUUAGAAAACCUAAGCUUGCAGGAGGCCGAAAAUUAGAAGGAAAUAUCUUAUUGACUCUUGAGAAGGUUUUGAACCACAGGAAAUUCUAACAAGGGCUGGCUUUCCUAUUGCAUUUAUAAUCCAUAUUAUUUUUGAUACAUUUGGAAACAAAGACUCUGGCAAUGCAAACAAAAAAAAAGGAAGCAGACAUUAAAACAUCUAAAUGGAUUAUGUGAAUUUAUGCUUUGUUCUCUGCCAGUGUAUGAAGUAAAAGCAGUUCCUGUAAAUUUGGAAAGGAUUGCGGUUUUCCAUUCAUCAUUACAUUUAAUAUUCUCAACCGCAAGGAAGGGAGUUGCCCUGUAAAGACAUGAAUGGGUGUUACUCACCAGUGUUAAAAUCCAACAUGUGAUUAAUAAAAAAAUGUAAUGUAACUCAUUCUCCAUUAAAUGUUGCUUUAAAAUGUUGCCGAUUGUUCUAAUGUUCUAAGAGAUCCAGACAGGAGUCACAUUCUUAUUUGGACAAAUACAGAGAAUUUCCUGAACUAUGUCUUGUAGCCUGCUCUUGAACUCAUGUAUUCCUCACUGACACCUCAAUGACAUAUCAGAAUGCUAAGCUAAAGGACCUCCUGACAAGCUGAAGAAGCAGCUCAUGGUGUACAAGUGUACAGCAGAUUACUCAUCCACGGCCUACAGAUUUAAUCAACUACCUGCAAGCCUGCUUUUGAAUUCUUGUGACUGCUUCCUCAAACCAAUACAAAAUACUCACAAGUAUAAAUAUAAUCCAGAAGGAAAUAUAUAUUUUAUUAGUGCAACUUCACAGCAUAAGCCUGGUGCUUUACCUCUGCCUUUUCAUUAAAUUCCACCCCUCUGCCAUAACAUUAUUUAAACUUAGUAAUCUAAUGAAACACCUCUCUUGAUUAGGCUGUAAGAAAUUAAAUCAGUCAGUCAGUCAUUUUCCAACCCGCAAUAUCCUAACACAGGGUCACGGGGGUCUGCUGUAGCCAAUCCCAGCCAGUACAGGGCGCAAGGCAGGAACAAACCCUGGGCAGGACGCUAGCCGACCACAGGAAAUGAAAUCAUUCACAAAGAAAACUAUUCAGCAGUAGGUGCAUUUAUUUUGCACCAUUAUUAAAAUGAUAAAAAAAAAUACUCAAGGAAAAAAAACAUUUUGGAACAUAGCCCCAAGGUAAUAUUGAUUUAGGUAAUUUAACAAUAUUAUCAGGGGUGGAUUCAGCUGAGAAUGUUGGCGAGUCCAGGAGAUAAAUAAAGGUUUGUUUUGUUAAUAAGAAUAGGGUUCCUGAAAUAUUAAAUGAACAUUCACAUACAAUUCUGUAUCUCCAAUAAUUUGAUAGUACAUAAAGUGGAUGAAGACACUUUUGACAGUAUUGCCUACAAUUAACCUAUCAAACGGGAUUUAAAAAAACAAACAAAAAAAUGGCAGUAUUAGAAGAAUAUUCACGCUGGAAGUUAACAGGAUUGAAAAUGAAGUAUUGUGUGGCAGACAUCAGAGAAGAAAGAACAUAUUAAACUGCUUUCAGACACCAUUAAAAUGAAUGGCACCAUUAAUAUUAGGAGUGCAUCAAGGAGUCAUCAUCAUUACCACUUUAUCUGCCAUUUUCUGGAUUUACAAAUGUUACCUAGUCAAGCCACCACUGAAAAUCUUCUCUUCAGUCUCUGUGGUUCCAGGCAUCAUUUGAGGUGAGACCCAUUCCUUUUAUAUCACCUGACGUCACCUCCAAACAAGUCUUUGUUGGCCUCCCUUUCGGCUUUUUCCUCUCCACUUUCAUCUUGAUGCACCUCUUCACACAAUCAUUCUUGUUUUUUUGCUCCAUGUGCCCAAACCAACACCUAAUCAAGUUGUUAUCUUAAGUCAAUAAUCAUCUUUCUCUCACUCUGUGACACUCCAUUCACCCACCUUCUCGUUCUCUUUUGUGUUCUUUCCAGCUUUGCCCUGUGUUUUCCUUUCAUCAGACAUGUCUCACUCCCACUACUCCACCUCACAUGGCUUUUAUAAACUUUAUCCAAGGACUCUUUCAGAAGUCAAAAUGAGGGUUCCACGUUUCACUAAACUCUGAACCCUCAAUAUUCUUGGGUACCAAAGCUAAAGCCCCUAUGGACUUCCCUCAACCAUCAGCAAUGGCUCUAAAGUGGCCAUCUAGACACCAUUACAAUCACCCUCUACUGAGACGCCCUGGACAUCACCUCCAUCAAAUUGUUCCAAACCUCAUCUUUCUUUGCAACACUUUUUCCAACCUGUGGGUCAUAUGCCAAGACUGUAUUCAUAAGAUAUACUUCAUCAGUCAUUUAACAUCAAUCACCUUAACAAACAGAUCAUAGAGUAUUAGUUUCUAUAUGUUCUAGCAUAGAUAUUGUAAUGUCUAACAGAAGAAGGCACUUUUGUGGAAGCCCUGCCAACCUAAAAUGAUGCCAAAGACACCAAAGUAUCCAAAAUGGCAUGUUUAUUACAAAAUAACACACAAAGAAGAAUGGGUAAUAGAAUAAGCAAAAUAUAAAGGUAAAUAAUCAAACAGUAAACGUGUCUGCUAGGCAAGUAAGUGUUUCCACUAUAGCACCACACAUAAGAGCCAGGCCUCUCUUCCUCCCACAGUUAAUCCUUUGGCUCAACACAGCAAACCCAAUACCACCAACCCAAAGGACUAAGCCUACUUCUGGCCUGAGGCGGCUUUAAACCUCCUUCUGUGGCCAUUUACUGCUAAGCCUGGAAUGGCUUCUUCAGAAGUACGUCUAUAAAUCCUUGAGGCAACUAAACCAACAGUGCCAUGUGGUUCUGCAAACUAUGAAUGGCUAGAUCUCUUAUGUCAUUUCUGGAAUGUCUCAUGGCAGCCACACAGUCCCAUAUAUUCAGACUCACCAUGUACUGUCGCUUAAUAUGCUGAAGCAAAACAGCCAGCCUCACAGAUUUAAACUUUUAAAGGGCAACAUGCUUCUACUCAAGUCAAGACCCAUACUGCCCUCUAUGGAUAACAAGAUGUAUUGAUAUCCUGUAAAGUCUCCUUAACUUUAUUCCUUCUCUUGACAGGAUGACUAUGCCUAUUGUACUCCAAGGGUAUCCAGUCUACUUAUGGAUGUUUUUAUCUGGCAUAACAGUGUGUUUUAACUUAUUACACAAAACAAGUAUAUUUUCAUUAUGGCAUAAAGCAAAUUGAACUUAAAGAAUGAGUUUACAUGUUUUUUAAAUGGGACUAACUCUUGCAGAAUUUAGGAGGGUUGUAACAGUUAGGCUUGCCUGAAAUAAUUAAAAUUGAUUGGAUAUUUCAUAAAAGAAAUGCUGAGAGGUACUGUAUAUACAUGAAAAUGACAACAUUCAUAAAAGAAUGAAUGAAAGCACAAGAUUACCAUUUUGUCUGUGCCUGUUGAAUAUAUUGACCUACGUUGAGACCAUAUGCUUAGUAUCUCGAUUUGCAUUUUUCCUUCCUCUCUCAACAUAGAAAUACCAGAGUGAGAGCUCUUACACUUUAUUAUUAAGAACUGUGUGUUUCUUAAUAAAAAAAAUA